Messenger RNA from Vitis vinifera (wine grape), 1389 nucleotides. RefSeq lists its product as uncharacterized. The transcript has 4 exons. The record is from RefSeq and is a predicted model, not a curated record. Bases 498 to 1178 code for a protein of 226 amino acids. Lineage: Eukaryota; Viridiplantae; Streptophyta; Magnoliopsida; Vitales; Vitaceae.
CGCACUAAAUGCAAAAUUUAAAGUCUUGACAAUAAGCAUAGACAUUGGAUGAAUUAUAAGCACUCAAAUUCACUAAGAUGGGUUCAGAUAACCUAUCAAAGUGUUGAAUUUGCACAAUCAUUCACUAUACCAUAAUUCGCUCCGUUGAGCAUUUUUUUGCUCUUCCCUAUAGUGUGAUGCAUCACAUCUUGUCUGCGUAAUUUCAUCUCCAUAGCAUAACUAUAUUUCAUUAUGAUGAAAAAUAUUUUAAAGAUAUUCUUAAUUUUUUUUUUAUUUUAUGAGAAAAUCUACUAUUAUAGUGAUAUAUUAAUAUAAUAAAUAUUUUAUGUAAUAUCUUUUAUAAAAAGAAAUAUACAGACGCUUUCUAAUGCUUUAACCCUAGAAAAUAAUAAGAAGAAAAUUAGAGCAACAGAUGGAGGUGGAACACAGAGGAAAGAGAAGGUGCUGUUUGUGAAUUUGAAACCCCUAUGCAGUGAGGAAAGAGGCUGAGUAGAGAAAUGGCAAAAGAAAGAGGCAUGACGCGUUCAAGUUCAGCAGCGUGGAUUCUGAUCAUCCACCUUUUGUCUAUGGGAGUGGUCUCCCGAUCUUCACAUCACUCGCAAGGGCACCAAACGAUUGGGAGAUCUGAAUCACCAAACGACGCUGUUGGGAGGAGAGUUCUGCUGAGUUUCAGAGAAACCCCAAAGGGCAGUAACGCCACUUUCGAUUGCUCUAUCUCGGGUCCCUGCGUUCCUUGCCAAUACUCCGAAAAGAAUGAUGUAAAAUAUCGCUGCAGUGAAACUGGCUACCGUAUUCCUCUGAAAUGUGUAGAAAUUGAAGAUGGUUCAAAGAAAGGAAAGAGCCAAAAAUCACCAAAUAGUCGAUCUGCCCUAGAAAACAGUUACAAGAAAAUAAAACCACAUGUAAUGCAAAAUGAAGCAGAAAAACUCUAUGCUUCAAUAAGACAUAGAAGUUUAUUGGAGGAUUCAUCCACAUUAGAAGAUGGUCUGAAGGCAUAUAUUACAUACAGGAGCUGUAUACCACCUGUAAAUGAAGAGAAGUUGUCGGUACUUGGCUUUGAGGGUUUUAUGGUGUGCUUAUUGCUGGUUAGUGGUUCAGCUGUAUACUUCAGACGCAAGCGGAGUGUUGCAGUGCCCGGGGCUGGGCCUGUGAGAAUCCCCACCAGUUCUAGAUUUUAAAUACAGCAGGCUGUGAUUGGUAUUUUCAAGUCCUACUCCUUCCAUGGAGAUGAUUCUUGAAGGAUUAUCUUAACUCUUGAAACAUUGAAUUUGUAGGGUAAAAUCAAUAACCAAAUUGUCAAUCGCUGUUUUCUGGCUCUCAUGUAGUGGCAAAUUGUCAUGUAUUUUGUAUUUGUACUUAAAUUAUAGGAAGUUUCCAAGAUUUUGUCCA